GGCUUUUGAGAAUAAUCUUUUAAUUUUUUGUUUUUCAAAAUACGUAUAGGUAAAGUCGAUUGCUUUCUUUAAAAUGCCAAGUAUUAAUGCCUUUGAUAAUUUUGAUAAAAUGCUGUAGUCGUUACAAUUAAUAAUUGUUUUGUAAAGAAUAAAGUUCUCUGGCUGUUUAACAACGGUCACCUUUGCCAUUACUAAAUUCUUACCCAAAAAUGAAACAACGAAAAAAAGUUACAGAAAAUGGCGGAGCUUCGAAGUUGUAGCGUCCUAUGACUUUUUCAAUUAGAUUUAAGAUUUUUAUGUGCGUGUGAUAUAAAAGUGUAAUUAACACGAUGGAGACUGCAGGGCACAGCAAUAUGUGUCGGUGUUGUGCUUCAGAAGGUGCGUUUAAAGACAUUAAAAGCACAUAUCAUUGGAUGGGAGAAGAGGAGAUUUACGCCGACAUGUUGAAGGAUUGUUUCGACAUAAACCUAAAUGUAUCGGAGCACGGAGAAGAUGGUGGUAUUUGCGAGGUCUGCAUCACGCAGCUGCGCAACGCCAUCAACUUCAAGAAGCAAGUGCAACACACUGAGGAACAAUUUAAGAAACAUUUGCAGAAUAAGGCAUUGUUUAGACCGAAUAUUGUGAAGGUGGAAGUUGGAGGUGAAGAAGACUCGGACGGUGAUAACAUGGGCUCCGGUGAUGAUGCGUUCUCUGGUGCUGAAUUCGAUGUACCAAUAAAAACUGAAGAAGAUGAUCCCAAACCGAAGAAGCGGUCUAAGGCUUCGGCUACAACGACGCGCUCCAAAAAAUCUAAAUCUGAUGAUGGGGAACCGUCAACUAAACGUGGACGACUAAGUACACUUCUGGAACUGGAAAGUAAAAACUACACUGAUGAAACAGGGAAACCAAAUGUAAAACAACGCAAAAAGAUAGGACCAAGGAUAGAACUAGUUGAACAUAGAAAUGCUAUAAGGGAGAUACUCCUCAACUGCAAUGCUACGCCUAUCAGAAAGUUUGCAGGAAUUGGCUAUACCUGCUGUUACUGCAAAGCUCAAUUCCCGAACCCAGCAGAUCUCAAAACACAUACUCUUGACACCCAUAAGGACAUUGAAGAAGCUAAUUUUAUGAAGACCAUGAUCAUGUCUAAUUACGUCGUCAAAUUAGACAUAACAGGACUGAAAUGUAAUGUUUGCAAUAAGGAAAUCAAUACACUGGACGAGUUUGUCGAUCAUUGCCAAAAAAUACACCAGAGUAAUAUCUGCAAAGAUCAUUUAAGUCAUGUUCUUCCAUUCAAAUUCGACAGUGAAGGACUUCGAUGCAUGAUUUGCUUAAAUCCUUUUGAUAGUUUUCGGAAUCUCAUCAAACACAUGCAUGUCCACUACAGGAAUUACAUUUGUCCCAUAUGUGACGCCGGAUUCGUGAACAAAUACGCACUGUUUUAUCAUACAGAAACUCACGAAGGUGCAGCGUUUAUUUGUGAUUACUGCCCCAAAAUUUACACUACACAUCUCAAAAAACGUAUGCACGAGAAAUCAGAACACAGUGAUGAGGACAAACUAAACAAAUGUCCCAUGUGUGAGGAAACUUUUCAAGAUUAUGUCAAGAAGAGAGUUCAUCUUACUUCUGUACACGGGAUCGUGGCUUCAGCGACAGCUUGUCAAGCUUGCGACAAAGUUGUUACUUCGAAGAAGGCUUUGGUCGUUCACAUGAGGAGAGUGCACUUACUGGAGAAGCCGCAUAGAUGUGACAUCUGCGAUAAAAAAUUCUAUUCGACGUCUUGCCUGAAAAAUCAUAUGAUUAAACACACCGGCUCGAAGGAGUUUCAAUGUAACAUCUGCUUGAGGCUGUACGGAAGGAAAAAGUCGUUGAAUGCUCAUUUGAAGACUCACGAUGAAGGGACCCAUGUAAAAUGCGAACACUGUGGACAAAAAUUUAUGCAGAGAUAUUCUUUGAAGUGUCAUAUCAAGUCGAAACAUGCAAACUUCGUUUAAAAACGGAGAUUUCUCUUUUUCUGUUAUUUUUAUUGAAAGCGAUCCUAGUCAAGUUUUUCCUAAAAUUACGUUAGGAAUUUUAGAGAUAAUUGUUGUAAAAGUACAGUAUAUCAUUCAUUUAUUGUAUGUAGGUACUAAUAAAUGUUAAAAUUUAAGCUAAAGUUAAAUAUAUGUUACAAACUAUAAUUUGUUAUAGAUUAGGAUCGCAUGCCCCAUUAAAAUUAAGAUUAUACGUAUACAUUACUUAUGUAACUAUUUAUUUCUAAAUCAAUGUCUACCUAAAAUGUUAACUUUUACUUAGCUAGGAUAGGUAUCUGAAACAUUUCUAAUUUUAGGGUCGAUUUUUCAGUAAUCAGUUACCUAAUUCUAAACCGUAGAAUAAAAUUGACAUUUGACAGUUUUUAGUCUGGAAUAAUUGUCAAAUAUUCAAAGUUUCAUCAGUUAAAAUUAAUAUGGUUGGAAAAAUGGGUUCUUAAUCUGGUAAUAAACUGUCUACUAAGACCGAAUCAUUCCAUUGCUUUAUUUUAAAAGAAGAAAAAAUUUACUUAAUUUAAAUCGACUAAGUAGUUAUAAGAGCCUGUCGGGACAGUGACACAGAAUGCGCACGUUCGUUAUUUCGCGAUGUGGGCUACUGUAUUUUACCACCACCAGAUGGAGCUAGUGUGUAACUCUUGUUUCGUCCAAUAGGGAAUUAGUGUCACAUCAUUAGAUGUUCACUAUUUGUCAGCUACAGUGAUUGCAUAAAACUUCUUGCUACGGUGACCAAAAAAACGCUAGCCUCCGUUCUAUAACACAUUGAGUCUGUUCACGCAUCAACCGCGUAAUCAUGUGAACUGGUGUCACCGACGGCUGAGGCGCGGGCGCGGGGUAGAAGACCUGUGCGCGGGAGUGGCGAGCAGCCCUGGUGGGGCCACUUCACCAGCAGUCGGCUUGACCAACACUUGUGUCCUUACUAACGUUAACGUCUCUGUAUUGCUACUUUCUUUUUGUUACUUUGUUAUAUAAGUUUAAACCUAAAAUACAGUCCACGUUAUUUCUGGAUCUCCCUGAGCUCCUGAACAGGGACUUAUGAAAGUGUCCGCAUAGGUGAUCAAAAUUUGCGCGAAAACCGUGACACUGAGAAAUAAAUCUACGUAAUUUUUUUUCGCUGGACGGACAGGCUCUAUAAUAGUUGCUGACGUCUCUUAUUCUUAUUAGAUUAUAAUAUGUUAUCUAGUUAAGUAAAAUUUCUUAUAUAAGUACCGUACCUAUCAUUUAUUUUAAAAUAUUUUGUACCAACCUAAGUUAAAGUGAUAUUUGAUUGUACCUACACUAUAUUUUACAGAAAUUAAACUACAUAAUAAUAUCGUUAUUGCUAUCAUUGACAUUACAAACACAUCAAUGACACCAGCCCUUUACCUACACUAUUUUAAUACUAUUCAUCUAAUUCGUUGCCAUAAGAAGGUAACAGACAAAGUUCCUUCGACCCUUGAAAGAAACAAUUCUUAAUAUAAGGCCAAAUUCUCCCAACCCAAUAAAUAAAACUAUUGGUGCCAAAUGUAACAGUGAAUGAGUAAGUUACAAUAUAACCGUCCUUU
Spodoptera litura is the source of this 3547-nucleotide messenger RNA. NCBI's taxonomy places the organism in Eukaryota, Metazoa, Arthropoda, Insecta, Lepidoptera, Noctuidae. The record is from RefSeq and is a predicted model, not a curated record.